This is a messenger RNA of Eriocheir sinensis (Chinese mitten crab), 7420 nucleotides long. RefSeq lists its product as uncharacterized. The coding region runs from base 658 to 5244 and encodes 1528 amino acids. Gene Ontology annotation, molecular function: DNA binding. The record is from RefSeq and is a predicted model, not a curated record. The transcript is spliced from 4 exons. Lineage: Eukaryota; Metazoa; Arthropoda; Malacostraca; Decapoda; Varunidae. Gene Ontology annotation, cellular component: nucleus.
CUUGGUAUUAGAGUUUCAAUAUCGCAUACGUCAAUACGAUACGUCAUUUAUCCCAUGUGAUGCAACCUGAGCUUAGCGCCUAGCGGGAAAACGCUCGGUAGUGGCGGGCGGAGGGCGCGCAACCCGACCUCCGCUCCGCUCACACCGAAUGUCGCGAAGAGACAGUGCGCCCCUCACAUCAACUAUUUCCAAAAGCCGAAAACGAGAUCAGUCGGGUUCUCAUGAGUGGUCUUUCAGGUAUAUGGUACAGAAGAAGGAUCAAACUACCACCAGGGUCAGAAAACUACCCCUAUAUAUGCCCCAAACUCCUACGAAAGCCUUGUCAAAUAUGUGUGCUUGGGCGCCGAAAUAUUUAAUAAUACAUGGCCCACAGUUUAUAUCCCAGGAAAGGCAACAAUAACCACUGAAGCAAAGAAAGAAUGUGAAUUAGUGCGUAAGACAAAAGGGCCGAGAGAAUAAGUAAUGACGAUAGCGUGCGGAGCGGGAAGGGACAGGUCUCAAGAAGAGGAAGCCGUUUGUUUACCGCCGCCGCCCGCUAAGCGAUUGUUGUCCUUCCUUUCGCGAGGCUGUGGGGACUGCCCUAAUAGUGGAGGAAUAAGACUUGUAACGUGUACCUUGUGACGCAUUCGUGCCUGGACGAUCUCUCUUCCUCCCCCAAUGGCCUCCACAUCUUCAGGGUGGAAGCAGGGUGGUGGUGACGACCCGGCGAAUCAUAUAAGGAUAAAACGCAAGAAAAAACGGAGUGUGGUGAGAGGUUCUUACAGCUUAGAGGACAAAGCGAAGAUCCUCAUGCUGAUAGAGAGGGGCUGGAAGAACUGUGAGAUCCAGAAAGCCACUGGGGUACCUGAGAGCACCCUAAGAAGCAUUAAAAAGAGGAAGGAGGACCUGAAAAAAUCCAUAGAGCUGGCCAAGAAGUACUACUCAGACAACAGCAGUGCAUCCACCACCUUGAUGAACGAGCUCACUGACAGGCGGCGCCUCAUCUCAACAACUGAACACAUGUUGGUGACCUGGGCACAGAAGCGCUUGAAGGAGAAGGGCACCCUUGACAGCUGCAUGCUGCGGAAUCAGGCACUCCUCUUUUUCCACAGUCUCAGCAAAAGACAUGGCAUUAAGGUUUCUCCUCCCUUCAAUGCAUCAUACGGCUGGCUGGCCCGGUUCAAGAAGCGUAUUGGCAUGGGAGAGGGUUUGGGUCACUCUGUGGGGACUAAGCCGGAGCAGCCCCCCGCCACUCCAACCCACAGGCCGCCAACCACAGUUUUUCAUGAAUUCAAGGAGGAGCCGCCCAGCCCCCCAAGUGAAGACCCGCUCGCCAUCCUGCCGGAGGAGGAGGCCAUUCUGCGGAGCGUCGGUGGCUCAAAAGUCACCACCCCGCAAGUCGUUAUCCCACUUGACGGCCAGAGCCUCGUCAGCCCGCCCGCCAUUGCUGACCAGAAUGUUUGGGUCAUCAACGAAGAAUAUGCCCCACACAGCAGUGACUCUGAGGCUACCCUGAGCGCCAACCCCUUCAAUAGUAACAGCGAUGACGAACAUGAGAAUGAUUUUGUUGGGUUUGAAGAUGAAAGGAUUGAGAUGGAGACGAAGGAGGAGGACGGAGGGGGCAUGUCAACCAAGGCAGCACCACCACUACCACCGCAGCACCAAAAAGCCACAACACCACCACCACCACCACAGAAUAAAACCACCACCCCAGACAUACCCCCAAGAACACCCAACUCUUCCUCCGCACCAAACGAAAUCACCCGCCCUCAACCGCCGCCCAGGACCUCCACGCCACCACACACAGAGUCUAAUAAGAACAGAGCACCCACACUGCGCCGCGUUCGGAUUAACAGAAACAGCACAUCCCCAGCCCGCCACACAAGCCCCAAUAAAGACGAGACAGCUAUUUCUCAGCACACAACAUUCAGUGAUAAGGGAACAUCUAUGCCUCAGAACACACCAUCCUUGCCUUCAUACAUACAACCUAAUAGAAAAAGGACACUCACACCUCACGCACAGUCUAGUGAAAAGAGAGCAUCCACUCACCACACACGGUCAAGUCAAGACAGAACCUCCACUCACCACAAACAGUCCAUUGAAAACGGGACUUCCACGCCUCACCACACACGUUCCACUAAAGACAGAACCUCCACUCACCACACAUACCCCACUGAAAACAGGACUUGCACAGCUCACCACACACACUCCACUCAAGACACAGCCUCCACUCACCACACCCCCCCCAAUGAAAACAGGACUUCCACGCCUCACCACACACGUUCCACUAAAGACAGAACCUCCACUCACCACACCCCCCCCACUGAAAACAGGACUUCCACACCUCACCGCACACGUUCCACUAAAGACAGAACCUCCACUCACCACACAUACCCCACUGAAAACAGGACUUGCACAGCUCACCACACACACUCCACUCAAGACACAGCCUCCACUCACCACACAUACCCCACUGAAAACAGGACUUGCACAGCUCACCACACACACUCCACUCUAGACACAGCCUCCACUCACCACACCCCCCCCAAUGAAAAGAGGACUUCCACGCCUCACCACACACGUUCCACUAAAGACAGAACCUCCACUCACCACACCCCCCCCAAUGAAAAGAGGACUUCCACGCCUCACCACACACGUUCCACUAAAGACAGAACCUCCACUCACCACACCCCCCCCACUGAAAACAGGACUUCCACGCCUCACCGCACACGUUCCACUAAAGACAGAACCUCCACUCACCUCACAUACCCCACUGAAAACAGGACUUGCACAGCUCACCACACAUGUUCCACUCAAGACACAGCCUCCACUCACCACACAUACCCCAAUGAAAACAGGACUUCCACAGCUCUCCACACACACUCCACUCAAGGCAGAAGCUCCACACAACACACACCAUCCCCCAAAGUACCACAGACACCCACUCCUAUGUGUAUAGAAUAUGAAGACAAGAGCCCACAGCAGCAGCACAGAACGCCAACCUCCCAGCUCACCCGGCCAGUUGAAGUGACACAGACAGGCGCCGUGGGGAGUGAGUUAUCCUGUAUGCCAAGCGUGGGGCAGCGGCAGCAGCAAGCUCUGUGUCUCGAGUUACAAGGGAGACAGACUGAGGAAGCUAAUGUCCACACAAGGUUAGCAGAGGUUACGCUUGAUAAUGAGAUGAUCAAACGGGAAAUCCUCAAGGAAGCGUUGUUGCAGAAGAGAUUAGAAACAGCGGUUCAAAGACAGAGAGCAUUGCAAAGUGGGGUAGAGUUGAGUCAGCUUAGUGAUGAGCCCAGUAAGUGUAAUGAUGAUUCCAGCAAGCCUAGUGAUGAGCCUGCCCAGCCUUGUGGUGAGCUGACCCAGGCCAGGGAUGCACCCAGCCAGCCUAGUAAUGGUACUACUCCCAAACACUCAAAGAAAGUGAGGAGACUCUUGGAGAAGGUUAAGUUGCUGGACAAGUGCAGAGAGGGAAUGAGCAACGGUGCUGUAGCAAGGCUUUUUAACCUCACCAAGAGCACGGUGCGCUACACCAAGAAACAUGAAGCCAGAAUACGCAGGUCCCUGGCAGCCUGCACUCCCCCCUCUGCCAAUCAAGUGGUGCAGGCGAGGAGCAGUACAGUGUCCCAGCUGGAGAAUGCUGUCUAUGUGUGGAUAAAUGAUCAAAAUAUGAAAAGAAAUUCCAUCGACGAUAAUGACAUUUGUGCAAAAGCUAAGUCUUUGUAUGAAAAGAUGACUGUGCCCGGAGCUGUCGGCCUUGCCGCCCCCAGCACCAGCGCUGCCCCGAGCCCCGCCCCGGCCACACAUCCUGAGUUCCGUGCCACCAAACGUUGGCUCCUAAGUUUCAGGCGGCGCUUCUCCGUGCGCAACAUCAAGACAUCGGGACAAUCAGCGUCGGCCGACCACGUGGCAGCAGCAGCCUUCCUCAGAGAACUAGAGAGCCUCAUUGAGGAGAAGGGCUACAGGCCGGAGCAGGUGUGGAACAUGGAUGAAACAGUCCUGUACUGGAAGAGAAUGCCGGCCAGGACCCUGCUCUCAAAGGGGAGGAGGGUGGCCAGGGACCGUUGCGCCCUGCUGCUGUGUGCCAACGCUGCCGGCCACCUCACAAAGCCGGGCCUUGUCUACACCUCCGCCAACCCCGGGCCACUCAGGCAGAAGAAAAAGAACCUCCUCCCAGUGCACUGGAUGACCCACAGCCAAGGCUGCACCACCAGCACCGUCGUCAUGGACUGGGCCCGCCACUGUCUGCUGCCAGAGGUGCAGGCAUACCUCUGGGGGCAGGGACUCCCACGGAAAUUCCUCCUCAUUCUGGACAAUGCCCUGGGCCACCACCAGGCCCUGGAGGGCAUGUUGGAAGGGGUGGAGGUUGUGUUUCUGCCCCCGAACACUUCCCCCCUCAUACAACCUCUGGAGCAGGGCAUAAUGGCUGCCUUCAAGGCAUGCUACACCCGGCGGUCCAUGCAAAGGCUCCAGGAGUCCGUGGACGUUGAGCCGAACCUGUCUGUCGCGGAUUACUGGAGCGGCUUCACCAUCGCUGACUGCCUGGUGCUGCUGCAGGAGACCUUGAGGGAUUUGCGCCCAAAGACAGUUAAUGACUGCUGGAGUGUUCUGUGGCCAGAGUGUGCCCAGGACUCCGAGGAACUCACAGCACAGGAGCAGGUGGCCGAGGCCGUGAGGAAGACGGUGGAGCUGGCCAGACUUGUUGGCGGGGAAGGCUUUGCCGACAUGGAGCAGGGCGAGGUGAGGGAGCUGCUGGAGGAGCACAGCGCGGCCCUCACCGACGAGGAGCUGCUGGAGAUGGUGCAGCCCAGCCAGGAGGAGGCGGAGGAAGACACCGAUGGUUCCCCGCAGCGGCCGGCCCUCACCCUUGACAAGCUGGGGGAGGCCAUGCGGCUGGCGGCACGGCUCAACAAGUACGUGUGUGACAUGGACCCGUCGAUGCUGCGGGCGCUGAUGGUGGUGGACAACAUCAACCAGGCCGUCGCUCCCUACAAGAAAGUGUUUGAGGACAUGAAGAGGAAGCAGAGGCAGUCCCACGAGCUUAUCAAGAUUGCGUCUGCGUCCCCACCACAGUCCCCUUCCCUCACCUCCCCUGAGCCUAAGUGUGUGGUUAAGGUGGAUGAGCAGCCUGCGCCCGUCCCUGCAUCUCAGCCUGACCAUGACACCUCUUCAUCCUCUUCACCUGGCUCAGACGACGACAUGGACUACACAACACCAGCUGACGAGGACACCAGCACUGAGGAUGAGGAGCUUGAUGACCUAUAGACACAUCUCGGACACUUCCGCCUCCAACAUCAACUAUUUCCAAAGCCCGAAAAAGAUGUCAACCAGGCUCUCAUGAGUGUUUUUUCACGUUGAUGGUACAGAAGUGUCAUGAAUCUACCACCGGGGCCAUAAACCUACCCAUGGAACUGCCUGCAACACCUACGAAAGCCUUGUCAAGUGUGUGUGUGUGUGUGUGUGUGUGUGUGUGUGUGUGUGUGUGUGUGUGUGUGUGUGUGUGUGUGUGUGGUGCCAAAAUGUUUAAAAAUAUUGCUUGUAAUCUCCUCAGGCCUUUUUUUUUUUUUUUUUUUUUUUUUUCUCAGAUGAGAUGAGUGAGAUUUUUCUUUUUCUUCUUUUCUCCUUCUUCUGCAUCUUCUUUUUAUUCUUCUUUGCUUCUUCUUCUUCUCUAACUACUUCUUUUUCUUCUUUGUAUUCUUCUUUAACUACUUUUUCUUCAUCUUCUAUUUCUUCUUCUUCAUCUUCUCCUUUUCCUUCUUCUCCUUCUUUUCCUCCUUCCUCCUCUUCCUCAUUUAACAGCCAUAUUUUCCCUCUUAACAACUCAUAACUUUCCAUAACAACUCAUUCAGUAUUAUUCUUUCUUGUGUGUGACUUGUUAUUUAAGACUUGCUCACUGUACUAUGUCAUUUUUGAUUGCAUAUUCUGUACCUCUCUCUGUACCCCAUAAUUACGCCAUGUGAUCUCGUAUUAUUCAGAAUGCCAAAGUAGUACACGUAAGGUUCCCAAGAAAUACCUGGGAUGAAAUUUUUGUAUCAAAUUCAAUACAGUAAUACCUUAGUUUACAAGUGUUUUUAUUUGCGCUAAAGAAAAAACCCACUAAAAAUACCUUGGUUUAUGAGCAGUGACUUGGUGUACGAGGACAUGGUGUGAGCUUGAGUUCCCUUUGUUCGCUGCAAGACGAGAGCGCUCAGAGCGGAUAACAAUGGCAGUGGGGUCUCAGUCUGCAUUGCGCACUCGCAGAGGUAGCACCCACUCGCUCGUGCCCGCUUACGUUUGUGCUUUAGUGUGUGAUCUUUGUGUUUUCAGCAUUACAGUGGACGUUCGUUUUGGUUUCCUAGAAGAAUUCUGGGACAAAUUAAGGUGUAAACUGAGGUAGGACUGUACAUCAAUGUGUGGAAAAUGAUCUUACUUUGCAUCAUAAACCCAAGAACAGUUACAUUCAGUUUAAUAUACCAGUGUGAAAGGAUAGUUUGUUACAUUAUGAAGCCUUGUACAAUUAUAUGAAGUUUACAAUACCAGUGUGAGAGAAUAGUUUGCCUUGCAUUAUGAAGCCUUAUACAGUUAUAUGAAGUUUAUAAUACCAGUGUGAAAGAAUAGUUUGCAUUAUGAAGGUCAGUACAGUUACAUUAAGUUUAAUAUACCAGUGUGAAAGAAUAGUUUGCAUUAUGAAGGUCAGUACAGUUACAUUAAGUUUAAUAUACCAGUGUGAAAGAACAGUUUACUUUACAUUACAAACCCCAGAAAAAUUACGUUAAGUUUAAUAUACCAGUGUGGAAGGAUAGUUUACAAUACACACUGAAGCCUUGUACAAACACUACCUUUCGCAUCAGGGAAGACAUUAGUGUAAGACUAUUGGAAACACCUCAUUACUUGGAGGGCUUUUGGACAUUAAAAAUAAGCAAAUAUAAAAGUGGAAUCAUUUAUUGAACUGGUGCCCCAAUUUGACCCAAUGGCUUUGUGAGGGUGUGUUAGGUUUAGUAAGAGUUGCUACAAGUAAAGUUAGGGGUAUACGCUAUAGCUGUGCAUGGCCUCAGUGCUCAUCUCUGUUGCACUGGUCCUUGAGUCUCCGUUGGGGGAAUUAGUAAAGAAAAAAAUCUAUAAAUAGUGAAGAGUGUUUGCUGUGUUGUAUGUAGCAUAAGCCCUUGAGUCUAUGGUGGAAAAGGUAGCGAAGAAAAAGAACAAGGAUUUAAAUUUGCUGGGUUGUAUGGAAGUCCUUGAGUGUAGUGGGAAAAUUAUAAUAAAAAUAAUAUGAAGAGUAAAGAAAAAAUCCAUGAAUAGUUAAAAGUGUUUGCUGUGUUGUAUUUAGCAAAACCCCUUGAGUCUAUGGUGGAAAAGAUAGCAAAGAAAAAGAACAAAGAUUAAAGAGCAUUUGCUGGGUUGUAUGUAAGUCCUUGAGUGUAUUGGGAAAAUUAGAAGAGAGAAAAUAACAUAGGAAAGAAUA